UACAACUGUUUAAAUAUGAAGCAUGCGGUGCCAAGACGCAGCGACAACAGACAGGUGGCAGCGGGCAGCGGGAAGCGGCAGCGGGCAGCGGGUCGGGCGUCGGUUUAUGUAACGCGAGGGCGCGAGCGAGCCGCGCGGCAGUGCAGCCAGCGUCGGCCCGCGGGCCACUCCGCCAUGGACCCGGCACCGGCCGGCAGCGCGCCGCCGACGUCCGCGACACCCGCGACGCCCGCGACCUCGCCGCCCGCCACGCCUCCCGCGCACUCCGGCUUCGGCGCUUUCUGCAGCGCCAUCUCCGACACCAUCACCGGUAUGGCUACCACGUCAAGGAGUAGAAGAAAGGAGGAUGAAAAGAAAACUAAGAGGAAACAGUCUUCGCCAGUGGACGAGCGACCCGUCGUUCCCGCGCCGAGCGACGCUAUGCUCAAUAACCUUCGCACGGCGUUCGGGCUGCUGGACCGCGACAGCGACGGUCACGUGACUCCCGCCGAACUGCAGUUCAUGCUGAGGAACCUGGGCAUCCAGGUCAGCGACGACCUCAUCGCUGACCUCAUCAAAGACGCCAGCAGGACUGGUAACGGGUUAAUAGAUGAGAACGAGUUCAUGCAGUGGGUGACGAAGAUACAGGCAAUACAAGGGUUGGACGUCGGCGCUAGUGGUGGCGACUCGGAGGAAGAAAUCACACGAGACCUGCUCGCCGCUUUCAAGGUGUUCGACCGUGACGACAACGGGUACAUCACGCGCGACGAGUUGCGGACUGCGCUGGAGAUGAUAGGCGAGCCCGUGACAGACGCGCAGCUCAACCAGGUGUUGGCACUCGGCGACAUCGACCACGACGGUCGCAUCGAUUAUGAAGAGUUUGUGAAGAUGUUGCUGUAACGUGUAUCAGACCUCACUAGAUUGUAAUGAUAGAAUAAAGACAAGCGGUUGUCGCUAUGGGGUCGUGUGAGCUUCUCCAUGUAUAGGAGAAUAGGGUUAGCUUUGUAUGAAGUAGGUAUUUGGUGUGGUUAGACCUCCCACAAUUGGCACGUAGACAAGGUAUGACCGUGGGAGAUUCGAGGAGAUAUUGUUACAUAGAAUAAUUUUGUAAUAAACACAUAACUUAAUUUCGUAGUGUAACUAAUUUAGGCUAUAAUAAAAUGAAUAACAAAAAUAUUUUCUAUUGAUAUGUUUUGCAUAAAAAUGUAAAAUAUCAGGUCUAAAGACCUACGUUAUACGCUACAGUAAGUAUAUUGAAAAUAGAUGUUACCUAUAUCCGUAAAAUACUUGAAAUUUUAUGAAAUAUUUCCUCAAAAUGUUAAUGUUUUUGUUGAAUAGGUAAAUAAAGGAUUUCUUCAUUGCAGUUUUUGAUGAAUUAGGUACGGUUAUAGUUAUUCUAUUCCUAUAUUUUCAUAUACCUACUUACCCUAAAUAUUAUGAAUUACGUACCUACAUAGUUACUUACCUAUAUAAAACUUCUGUUUAUCUAUGACUAUAUUUACUUCGAAGUAUUAGAUUUCUUUAUCGGGAAAAUAAAAAUACAGCCUUUGUCAUAAAAUAUAAUUGUAAUUUUAUGGUUGUGAAAGAUAAUUUAUAUCGGAGUUGUAUUGUUUUUAUUAUUUUUACGACAAGUUGAAAUGUUACAUAAAAUACAUCCU
Molecule: messenger RNA, 1637 nt
Organism: Pectinophora gossypiella (pink bollworm)
Lineage: Eukaryota; Metazoa; Arthropoda; Insecta; Lepidoptera; Gelechiidae
Gene: Eip63F-1
Product: calcium-binding protein E63-1
Exons: 8
Coding region: 16-879 (287 amino acids)
Molecular function (GO): enzyme regulator activity; calcium ion binding
Source: RefSeq, a predicted model, not a curated record